AUGUCAGUUCCUUCAUUAACUAUAAGUAAGGGAUUGGAUCCUAAAAGUCAAGAAGAAGAUUUUGUUCAUAAUGUCUAUAAUGAAAUAGCGCCUCAUUUUUCACAAACUCGUUAUAAACCAUGGCCUAUAGUAGAAAAAUUUCUUAAAUCAAGAGAAGAUUAUUCUGUAGGUAUAGAUGUUGGAUGUGGGAAUGGUAAAUAUUUAGGAAUCAAUGACAAGUUAUUCAUGAUUGGUACUGAUAGAUCAGAUGGAUUAAUCAGUUGUGCCCAAGAGUUAUCAAAAAAUAGUUAUAAUGUUGGCGUAGCAGAUGGUUUAAAUCUACCACAUCCAAAUGAUUCACUUGAUUUUGCUAUCUCCAUCGCUGUUAUUCAUCAUUUUGCUACAGAAGAAAGAAGAAUAGAAGCUAUAUCACAUGUUCUUUCAAAAUUAAAAAUUGGAGGUGAGUUUUUGAUCUAUUGUUGGGCUCUUGAACAAGAAAAUUCGAGAAGAGGGUAUAAAGAAGGAGAUGAGCAAGAUAUUUUGAUCCCAUGGGUGCUUGCUAAGAAGCAAGAAAAGAAACCAAAGCAACCAAAAAGGAAAAGAAGAGGAGAAAAUACUAACAAUAAUGAACAAGUUGAACUAGAAGAAUCGACUCCUGAAGUUGCUGAAGUUGAAGUAGUAGCUAAAGAACAAUUAGAAGAAGAAGCCAAACAACUGCAAACCAAAUAUAGAUAUUAUCAUCUAUAUAAAAAGGGGGAAUUGAUAGAAAAUGCUCUUAAAACAAACCACUGUACUAUAGUGGAAGAUGGUUAUGAAAAGGAUAAUUGGUGGGUCAUAGUUAAGAAGAUAUAA
Scheffersomyces coipomensis is the source of this 831-nucleotide messenger RNA. RefSeq names its product tRNA (carboxymethyluridine(34)-5-O)-methyltransferase (gene TRM9). The record is from RefSeq and is a predicted model, not a curated record. Gene Ontology annotation, biological process: tRNA wobble uridine modification; tRNA methylation. Bases 1 to 831 code for a protein of 276 amino acids. Gene Ontology annotation, molecular function: S-adenosylmethionine-dependent methyltransferase activity; tRNA (5-carboxymethyluridine(34)-5-O)-methyltransferase activity; tRNA binding. Gene Ontology annotation, cellular component: nucleus; cytoplasm. NCBI's taxonomy places the organism in Eukaryota, Fungi, Ascomycota, Pichiomycetes, Serinales, Debaryomycetaceae. The transcript has a single exon.